AUGGCCGGUGUCACGGAGGCUUCAGCUACACAGAGUGCAUGGCUCGAGGAGCUUGCAGAUGUCGAUCUGGAGUGGGACAACAUAUCGCUCCCAAGCACUCCAAAACACUCAGUAAUUGGUACGGCCGCAGUGUCUUCUUCAACCGCAGAUGUUGCAUCACGCCCACAUGGCUUUUCAAAUGCCAUCUCCCGUUCCGUCCUGUCAUCUUCAACAGACGACGACCUCUUCUGUGACACAGCAGAUUUCGAAACCUUCCUCCGCGAAACAGAAGGCGUCAACUUCUCUAGCACCGCGUCGACUUUGACUCUAGCCUCAACACCAACCGACCCCUGUCUUCGCCCAGGGUCGUCUUCAUCUGGCACUUCCGCUAUCCAGACUCCUAAGCGAAUUAUCCGUGGUACCUUUCCUUCAGCCUUGAAGUCGAAUUCCCCGAUCGCAGGUCUGACCUCCUCGAUUUGUCUCCGUACACUGUUCUGUCUCGGAGAAGCUUUCAAUGUAGGUUGCCAAGCCGCUCGCGACAACCAAGAUAUCCUUCUUGAGUUUUAUUGCCGUGUCAUGUCUUCUUACCGCGAAGACAACAUACAGCAUUUCGUGCUGGCUGAUCUCACCCAUGACAACCCACCUUUCAUCAAUGCCACAUUUGCGUCUUAG
This is a messenger RNA of Aureobasidium musti, 651 nucleotides long. Lineage: Eukaryota; Fungi; Ascomycota; Dothideomycetes; Dothideales; Saccotheciaceae. The record is from the annotation of a GenBank genome assembly.